Molecule: messenger RNA, 2978 nt
Organism: Protopterus annectens (West African lungfish)
Lineage: Eukaryota; Metazoa; Chordata; Ceratodontiformes; Protopteridae
Gene: ANAPC2
Product: anaphase promoting complex subunit 2
Biological process (GO): ubiquitin-dependent protein catabolic process
Cellular component (GO): anaphase-promoting complex
Molecular function (GO): ubiquitin protein ligase binding
Source: RefSeq, a predicted model, not a curated record
UUUUCUUCUCUUACAUUGUGCUAUCUGAACGAAGAAUAAUGUCAACGUCCGAGUUGUCUGCCGCCUGGAACGCGUUGAGCAGUAGGCUGGUGCCACUGUCUGCUUUGGGGGUGGCUGCACCAAGGUCAGACAUGGGGGUCCACUUUGAGGAGUCUGAGAUGAAUGAAGCCCUGUUUAUUUUACGGAGGAAUGGCAUGCAUCCUAUUUUGGAGGAAUGGUUCACAGAAGUGUUACAAACUGAUCUUCAGAAAAACAUUGCCCUAGAGUUCUGGAAUUGCAUCUCCCAGCAGGAGAACCAAGUGACAGAACAGCAGUGUUCACAGUUGCUGCUUGAUGCUUUUUGUCUUCUUCAGCGUCGACUUGAGCCCUAUCUAAACAGCUUAGAGUUGCUGCAGCGCUGGACUGAGGCUGGAUGGCUGCUUGGGUGUGGCUCUCGAACACUGUGGGAGAAGGCUUGCACCAUGUUUAAGGCCAUCCUUUUCUUCACCACCAAUAAGCCUUUCCAAGAAAUGAUCCAGCAGUUCUACAACCGAUCCUUUCAAAUUUAUAUGCUUCAAAGGAGGAAGGCUGUAUUGGGAGAAGACUCCAUGAGUGAAAGUGAGAUGGACAGUGAUGCAAAAGAGAAAGGAAGUGAAUGCAGAGGUUGUGAUCUCAGUAAAAGGCAGUGCUGGUGUGCAGUAGCAGUGGACCAUUUUCAGCAGGUCAAUGACAUUCUGAGAAGGCUGAAUCUGCUGGAAAGGGUGAGCUCAGAGGCUGUGACUACCAUUCUUCACAAGAUGAUUGAAGAAAGAAUGAAGAGAAAAUGCAAGGAAAACUACGUCAGAUCAUUUCUUGGAGAUUUCCAGGAGUUUAUUGAAAAGGUGGUUGGCUGGCUUAGUAAAGUAUAUCUUAAAGAGGGAGAGAGUGCAACUUCUCUUGACGCUAGCAGUUCCUUGAAACAGUGGAAGUGCCACGUUCAGUGCUUUUUCUACCGAAUCUAUGCAGGCAUGAGGAUAGAGGAACUUUUUAAUAUAAUUCGAGAUUUCCCAGAGUCUAAACCAGCUAUUGAGGAUCUGAAGUACUGUCUGGAACGAACUAAUUUGAGGCAACAACUUUUGGCAUCACUAAAAUCAGCCCUGGAAACCAGGCUCCUGCACCCUGGUGUGAAUACAUCAGACAUCAUUACUCUUUAUAUCUCUGCCAUCAAAGCGUUAAGAGAACUGGACCCAUCCAUGGUUCUUCUAGAGCUCGCUUGUGAACCCAUUCGUAAGUACCUACGGACAAGGGAUGAUACAGUGCGACAGAUUGUAGCAGGUCUAACAGGCGAUGCUGAAGUGUCAAGUGAUCUGGCAAAUGAACUUUCAAAGGCUGACCCAGUGACUUUAGAAAAUGGACAAGAGAGUGAUGAUGACAUUUUAGAACCAGAGGACUGGAUACCAGAUCCCAUUGAAGCUGAUCCAGGAAAAUGUGGCUCCAAGCGCCGGUCUUCUGACAUUGUGAGUUUGCUGGUCAGUAUCUAUGGAAGCAAGGAUCUCUUCAUUAAUGAAUACCGGAGCCUGCUGGCAGACAGAUUGCUACAUCAGUUCCACUAUAUUGCAGAAAGGGAGAUUCGAAACGUUGAGCUGCUGAAACUUCGCUUUGGAGAAGCCCAGAUGCAUUUCUGUGAGGUCAUGCUGAAGGACAUGGCUGACUCUCGACGAAUCGAUUCAAACAUUCGAGAUGAAGAAGCUAAGCUUAGUGAAGAAGAGAAACCUACUUUUGUGCUAAGUGCAAUGAUUCUUUCAAGUGAGUUCUGGCCUUCACUCAAAGAAGAAAAACUGGAACUCCCAGAUGAGGUUAAGCAAGUCAUGGAUGCUUAUACCAAGAAGUACGAGAAACUAAAGGCUAUGAGAACACUGAACUGGAAGCCCCACCUCGGACUGGUACGGCUUGAUGUGGAGCUGUCUGAUCGAACUGUGAAUCUUUCUGUUUCACCAGUGCAUGCUGCAAUUAUCCUUCAGUUUCAGAAUAAAAGUACAUGGACUUUGGAAGAACUAAGUGAAACUUUGAAGGUUCCAGAAGGGUCACUAAGGCGAAAAAUGGCACUGUGGCUGCAGCAGGGUGUGUUGCGUGAAGAUUCUCCAGGUACCUUCAGUGUCAUUGAGGAACAGCAACAGGAUAAUGUAGAGAAAGUCGUUCUUAUUGAUAGUGAUGAAGAGGAGGAGUCUGCUAUGGCAUCACAGGCUGACCAGAAAGAAGAAGGGUUACAGCUAUUUUGGACCUACAUACAGGCAAUGUUAACCAACUUGGAGAGCCUGCCUCUGGAGCGGAUCCAUAACAUGCUAAAAAUGUUUGUGAUGACGGGACCUGUGGUGCCAGAGAUUGAUCAACAGGAGCUGCAAGUCUUCUUGCAGAAGAAAGUCUUAGAACAGCAGCUUGUUUACUGGGGUGUGUAUCGUAUCCCCAAGAAUUCUCGAUAGCACUUACUGAAAAAGUAACUUUAAAAUUAUUAUUGGCUAAACUGCUAUACACCAGUAAACUUACCAAAAGGCUUGGGUCCACAAUACAAAAAAAAAAGUGUCAAAACAAGUCAGUCUGAGAAUCACAGGCAAGUGAAAAGGAUUGCUGAUGGACUGAUAUUUUUUUAAAUAGACCUGCUACAUAAUGAAGUGGUGGUUGCUUCUGCUAAAGUAACAGGAUAAUAUAAAGGUGUGCUUUGCACGUCAGAGUAUAACUCACUGUAGAAGAUUUGUGAUAAAAUCACCAAAGUUAAAUAUUUUUAUAUGGUCAUGGCCGCUCAUUCAACAUGUUAAUUAUUUUAUUUUCAGUUAUCUGUUAUUGCUGUUACAGCCUCACUUUUAGUGCUCAGAAAGACCAGUGGGUAGAGAAUGAAAAAAGAAAAUCUUUGGUACUGAUCAAGUGAGUCUGAGCCUGCAUUGUUUUACUGUUUUCAUUAAAUUCCUUUAUAUUUGUCUGAAGAAACACCACUUUAUCAACUGUAUUAAAUGAUUUUCAUCAGA